ACGUUGGGAGUUCCGGUGGCAGGGUAUGUUCAAACGGCCUGUACCCCCGAGCGUCCAGUUCGGUGCUGAAAUCGACUUCGACCUACCAGAGUUUGGCUUGGCGACCAGAACCGCGGUACGUAUCGUGCUUUCAGUCGCAACGGGUAUAAGCAGUGCUAAGGGAUACCCACUCGAUUGUAAUUACGAUGGAGCUUCCACACCUGCUCCUGAUAAGAACGGAAUACCACAGGACAAAUUCCAUUUUCUUUUCCCCGUUUACUGUGCGGAUACUAUUCUUUGUAACGAGCCUGAUGAUCCUAAUCUUCCAAACAUCUGCCAGAG
Messenger RNA from Perkinsus marinus ATCC 50983, 321 nucleotides. RefSeq lists its product as hypothetical. The transcript has a single exon. The annotation marks the transcript as partial. Lineage: Eukaryota; Perkinsozoa; Perkinsida; Perkinsidae. The record is from RefSeq and is a predicted model, not a curated record.